AUGUCUCUAAAUCAGUCAACAGCUUAUAACGGACCACACACAAGUGUUUCUAAAAUACUUAUUAAUCCAACAUCAUCUCUCUCAUUCAUUAAAGAUAUUUUAAAAGAGUUUAUUUCUUCCCAAGAUAAAUUUGACAAGGAAUAUACUUUUAAUAAAGGUUUAUCAAUAUUUUACAUGUUACAAUAUACAAGUCACGAAAAACUUUGUGAUGAACACCUUUGGAAAAGCGAUAAGGCUAAAUGGGUUAGAGCUUUAUUAAAUGUAUUUGAAUGUGAAAAUAAUUUCAUCGGAUUUAUUGGUUUGGCUGGUUUCUUGAAGGGAUAUCAGUUUUCGAAUAGUAAAAGAAGAGUUGGUAAACUCAUUUAUGAAGUUGAGUUGGCAUUUUUAAAAAGUAUCGAUUCUUUAAUCGAUCAAUUCAAUGAUGAUCCAAAACAAGAAACUUUAUCCUUUAUAUGCGCGCAAUGUAUUCCGUUCAUUCCAAAAGAGCAAUUAAAAGAAUUAAAUUCCAAGGCCAGAUUAAUGACUUUAUUAAUAAAUGUUGUAUUAGAAAAUCCUCGUUUAUUUCAAAAUGGUAAAUUUCUUAAGGAAAUUGAACAAAAUCACAAUUGGAAUAUGUCAUGUAAACAUCUUGAAGAAAAGAGCAAUGAUGCGCUUUACAAAGAAUUACCAAAAAUUUCAUGGGCGAUAUCUAAAUUAACUCAAGUUGUUGAAAAAAAUGAUAUUUCCUCAACACUUACGAGGAUCAAUGAAUUUUCCAUCAACUUAUACAAGUUAUGGGAUGAAUCUCCUACACUUAGUUUGGCUAGAGAGGAUUCCUUAG
This is a messenger RNA of Funneliformis mosseae, 820 nucleotides long. The record is from the annotation of a GenBank genome assembly. Lineage: Eukaryota; Fungi; Glomeromycota; Glomeromycetes; Glomerales; Glomeraceae.